AUGGUUGAUCAUCUGAAGAUUGCCGUGGUCUGCUCCAGCAACCAGAACCGGUCAAUGGAGGCGCACAACUUUCUUAGCAAAAAAGGCUUCAAUGUCCGCUCCUUUGGAUCAGGAAACCAAGUAAAACUGCCCGGACCGUCGCAGGACAGGCCGAACAUCUACGAAUUUGGCACGCCCUACGAAGUCAUGUACAGUGAUUUGCUAAAUAAAGACAAAAAUUUGUACACCCAGAACGGCAUCCUGCACAUGCUGGACCGCAACCGGCGCAUCAAGAGCAGUCCGGAGCGCUUCCAGGACUGCCCGGAGAAGUUCGACGUGAUCUUCACCUGCGAGGAGCGCGUCUACGACCAGGUGGUGGAGGACCUCUGCGGGCGGACGCCGCUGGACAACAGCACCGUGCACAUCAUCAACAUCGACGUGCAGGACAACGCCGAGGAGGCGACGUUGGGGGCGUUCCUCAUCGUGAAGAUGGCCACCUCGCUGGCGGCGGCAGAGGACCUGGACAAUGAGAUUGACGAGCUGCUGCAGGAGUUCGAGACGGACAUCAAUCGGCCGCUGUUGCACACGAUAGCCUUUCAGUAG
Molecule: messenger RNA, 582 nt
Organism: Rhagoletis zephyria (snowberry fruit fly)
Lineage: Eukaryota; Metazoa; Arthropoda; Insecta; Diptera; Tephritidae
Source: RefSeq, a predicted model, not a curated record